Molecule: messenger RNA, 2345 nt
Organism: Microplitis mediator
Lineage: Eukaryota; Metazoa; Arthropoda; Insecta; Hymenoptera; Braconidae
Product: putative ankyrin repeat protein RF_0381
Exons: 2
Coding region: 660-2345 (561 amino acids)
Molecular function (GO): protein binding
Source: RefSeq, a predicted model, not a curated record
GUGGGGACAGUUUCCGAGACAUGCUCUUACUGAGAAUCAUAGUUCAUUUAAAAGUCGGACGUCUUCCAAAUAAGUGGUUUUUAAAAUACAGAGUGCUCAAAUACUGUAAAGCAACGAACUCGUGUAAUUAAACGUCUUAAUACACAUUCCGUUGAAAGAAUUUAAUUUAUUGUUGUGUUAUAAGAUUAGAACAAUUCAAGUUAUUGAUAUUUUAGUGCGGUUUUUUAAAAGUUUUUUUUCUUUGGCUAUCUACCCUAUCGGGACACGUGCUACUUUUUUAAAAGUUAUACGUUUUUUUUAAAAAAGUGAUUUUGAAGUAAAUGCAAAGCCUGUUAAAUUACUGAGCAACUAAAAAAUAAAUUUUUGACUAAGUGAUAACUCUAUCGUCCAUACUUGAUAAAGAAAAUUCCUUGUUCGGAAUUUGUUUUUAUUUCGGUCCAAAAACUAUCAAAACGAUAUUGAUCGAAAUCUCAUCAAUUACAAGAGGCCACUUAACGUCUGCAAUUUUCGAAAGUGAUACUAAAAAGUGUAAAAAAUUAUUGAAAUCAACUAAAGUGUUACAACUUCCCAUUGUACGUGGUGAAUAUAAUAUUCUCAAAAUCGCGGUGAGGCGCAAACGUGUAAAGGGGGCUGAGUUAUUGGCUAAAAAUUGCAUUAAAAUGAGUCAUAACAAAUUGGAUCGUUCUUCGAAGACUCUGCUCCACGAUGCUGUUCGAUUGGGACAGCGUAAAGUUGUUAGAAAACUUGUGAGUAAAGGUGCUAAUGUAAAUGCAAGGAUUAGAAAUGGGAUGACUCCUCUUCACGUUGCAACUAAACAUGGAUAUCUCAAGAUUAUGGAUUAUCUUCUACGUAAUGGUGCAGAUGUGAAUGCAAGAUGUACAGGACCUCGGUAUGUUGGAUUUACGCCCCUACAUUUCGCUUGCCAAUCAGAAAAUCUUAAAUCCGUGAAAUUAUUACUAAAACAUAAUGCUUCUGUUAUUCCAACAAACGAUGAUGUUCAUCCGAUUCAUAUUUCGGUUGGUUGUCUUAAUAUCAAAAUUACUCAAUUGUUAUUGGACUAUGGCGCAAGUAUGGCUGUUAAUAAACGAUUUCAUUUAGAUCAUUUUCGAAUCGAAGGUUGUAUGAUUGGCGGUUCUCGACGAUAUAGGGAUGAAGAAGAACCUAGAUGGCGAUAUAACGAUGAAGAUUUAACUUUAUUACACCACACAGUUAUUCGUAAUUCUAUACCUAUGGCAAAAUUAUUAUUGCAAUAUGGAGCAGAUGUAAAUAUUUUAAGCAAUACUGGUCUAUCUCCAUUGUCAGAUGCUGUGUUAGACCAUAAUAUUCCAAUGGUUAAGCUCUUAUUGAACAACGGAGCUCUUGUAAGCUACGAUUCUGAUGACCGGAAAGUGCUAGUAAUAAGACAACUUUUCCAAAAACGAAACAGUCCAAUAAGUAUACAGUAUUGUAAGUCACAGUAUAGUUUAGCCGAUAAAAAAUUAGAAAUCAUCAAACUACUAAUUGAUGCAGGAGCUAGCAGCAAGGUAUCAAAUAGUAGCAUAAGUUUUCUCUUUACCUGUAUUUGGCACGGGUAUAGAGAAAUAGUCAACUAUCUUCUGUAUCGCACCGAUUUCAAUUUCUUUCAUUUAAAAGACUUUUCGGUCCGCGCUGCUAUUUUCAGUGAAAACCGUAUGAUAUAUACAACUCCAGAGAUUGCCACUGACACAGAGUAUAUAACAAAGCGCAAGCUCGAAUGUAAAGAACUUGUUUACGACUUGCUAGCUGAAAAAUAUUCGAGAGAUUUUAUAGGUUUACCUGUGAGACGAGACUGGAUGAGUUAUCAACACUUGACUAAAAGUUCACCUAAUCUUCAAGUCACAGAAAAAGAACAUGAAGAUAGAAUUAAACAAAUAAAAAAAAAAGUUCAAGGAGUUGUGGAUGAAUUGAAACGUGAGAAAAUUGGUGAUAGUAAUAUUACUUUUUAUCAUAUUCUCACGGUGGAUUCGGACAAAUUAAUAAAGUUUGGAUUAAAUGAAGAUCUUAGAGCGUUACGUAUAGAUGAUUACAAAGAAAAAUAUUUUAUAUACUUUCCUAUUCUAAACCUUAGGAUACGAUAUGCCAUUAACAACAGCUUAUUACUGGAAAAACAUAAUAAGUUUGUUUAUUGUUUAUUCAAAAAUGUACUACCAUAUGAGUGUUGCGAAAAAAUUGUUACUUAUUUAGAUAAUGAUAAAUUUGCUAGACCUGAAUUAAUUUUACAUAUCGCAUUACUAAUUCCAAGAGAACAUAAUUUCUUACAACCUUUCGGUUUCACGAAUCUCCUUAAAACUAAAAAGGAGAUUCCUGGGUUGCCAAUCGUUUUGUAG